AUUUUUUCUUUGCUAAAAUGAAUAUUUUGCAUACAUAAUUGUUUACAUCAAGCAGUUUCAUACCGUCGCGCAACGCCGAAGCCACCGCCGGCCGCCCGCCGCCGCCAAUAAUUCUAUGUAUUUUUGUUUAAAUCUUAAACCAGUUUUAAGAUUAAAUGAUUUUGGUUUGAGGCUUUGAAUAAUUUUUGUAAAUAAAUACAACUCGACGACGACGACGACGAUAGUUUUUCUCUAGAAAACACACACUUUCUAUGUUUACUUAAUCUGGAUGCUAUUGUUGGGAAUCUAACUGCACCUGCAUGCCUGCCUAUGAAUAUAUUAAGAGAAAUAGAAAUAUUCGAGUUUCGACGGAACCAGAAGAUUAUUUUCGCUUGGAUCCACAAAAAUCACCCGCAGAAAAUGCAUUUGAAAUUUAUGAAUUAUUAUGCAUUAAAGAAACGAGGGACGCAAAGCGCUUGUUUCUCCUCAAUGGAUUUGCAACACUCUUUCAAGAGAACAAAAUACCCCAAUUGGGUUUUUCAACAGAAGAAUUUUUGUAUUGCUUGAGUGUUUCACUGAUACACUCAUUUACACAAGUUAGAGCAGCUGGUCUGCGAGCUAUCCGAUAUGUAUUAUUAACGCCAAAGGACAUUAAAAUAUUCAAUUCGUUGCAAUUGCCUUAUUUGGUUUGCCGAAGUAUUGAUGUACUUUUGAGGAAUGACGACGAACGAGUACAGGGCCUUAAAUUGGUUCGAAAAAUUCUCGCUAUAUCACCAGAAGAUGUGAGUCCUGUCAUUGUACGCUGUUUGGUAUCACUAGCGAAUAAUGGCAUCGAAGAUAGCGAUAAUAUGCUAAGGGCUUGCCUUGCGACGCUAUGUGAAUUUGGAGUUUUGAAUCCAACUUUGAUGGUUGUUUGCGGUGGUGUUGGGGCGAUUACCAGAAAUGUAUUGGAAUGUCACAAUCCACGGAUAGCUGAAAGCUUGUGUGGCGUUUUGUUGCAUUUGCUCGAAUGGCCAAACACAAGAAAUAUUUCAGGCAUAAGAUUAGAUUGCUUAGCAGCACCAUACUGCGAUUUUACCUAUAGACUGGGUAUUAUGGAUAAAAAUAAGGAUGCCCGUGAGUUAAGAUACACAAGUAGUAGAUUGGCAUUGCUUUCAGUUCUCCGAAGUUGGGCUGGAACAUUGGAGUUUUGUAAUCCAAGUAAUCCUUCUGGACUGAAAGCUAUAGUUGAUGUUUUAUAUUUAAAUCAGUUGGAAGUUAGGAAAGCAAUCUUAGAUUUACUAUAUGAAAUUUUGGGUCUUCCGCAACCAAUUUGGACAGACGAAUAUUCGGUAGCUUUAUCAGCGGUGGAUCCUUCAGAUUUUCAGGAUACUUGGCUGUUAAGUAAUGGAUUUGUUGCAAUGGAAGGACGUUCUAUUUUACCUAGUCUUGCAAGUCGUGCACCCAACACAUGUGAACAGCAUUUAGCCCUACUUUUGUAUUGCUUCUUGGAAACGGGUUUACUAAAUGCACUUGUUGAAGUCAUAGUAUCAAGUGAUACUUUCAUUUCAGUUCGUGCAACAGUUUUAAUUGGUAAAAUUCUUCAUUUAAUGCAUACUCAUUUACCUGCCGAUAUAUGUAGUACAUAUCCAGCACUACCAACACUUGUUACACAUGCCACGCAAGGAAAUCAUCAGGCCAUUGCUUCAAUAUCAGCUCUUCAAAACUACCAUCAGAUGCUGCGCAAUCGACCAGUGUCAUGUAGUUUGUUCUUAGACAGCAUUAUUCAAGGAGGAGCUCUUAUAAAUACGCGCCUGUUUAAGCGUGACAUUAACAAUUACGAAGUUACUACAACGAUUGGAAAUGCUGUACUUGCCCAAGAGAAUUCCGAACGACGUCGAUUAGAUUCGGUGUCGUCCAGUAUCAGUGGUGGAGGAACUGGAACUGAUGAAUCUCACUCGCUUCCAACAUCGACUAUGAGACGUUCAAGUUUUCGUUUGAAGAAGAAAAAGUUUAGGCAAUUUUUUGAAAACAUGCGUGAGUUCAAUCGUUUAGUAAAGGACUCCAAUGUAUUAGUGUUGGCCGAUGGCAAUUCUUGGGAUUGGGAAAUAGUCACAACUAUUUUAAGAACGGAUGCUAUAGGAAAACUAGACGAUACUAAAACUAGGUUUCUCAAGAGAAUCGUUCAUUACUUUAAGCCGAGUAGUAAUCGUUUCUCUCACCAAGACUUAGCGCACGGUAGAACAGUUCCAGCAUAUGUAACAGCAGGUCUCGAUUUGAUUGAUUGGUUGCUUGCCAGCAAUGAGUUGGAGAGCAUGUGGCAGCUUACGGAUUUAUUUUCGGAUAUAAGUCAACACCUAUUAGCUAUAACAACAUCAAAUAGAGCUCAUGACUGUCUAUUUAGCCCUCAACAUAUGAACAAUACAAUGUGCCAACAGUAUUUCCUCUUUAUCGGUCGUAUGUGUCGUCAGGAGAAAGGGAUAAGUAUUUUAACAAAUACUGCAGUUUUUGAACAAUUAACGACUCUGGUUUCGAGUACCGAUCACGUUUGUUAUGUUAAACUAAUCGUAUCUGGUUUAGACUAUGGCCUCGAAUCGUAUACGAGAAAAAUUCUCGAAAAAGCACUGACUUCGGCAAAAACUCGCAGUGGCCGUCUCUAUUCAACGCAAUUUCUACUAGUCUUGCUUAGAGCUAGGAUUCCAAAUUUUGAAGUUUGGGGGAUUCCCCUUCUUAUUAAUCAGACUAAAGACUCAGAACGAAGCAUUGUGUUAGCUGCUAUCGAUGUUCUUGAUGAAGCAUGUUAUGAAAAGAACUAUUUAGAAGAACUCGUUAGCAUUUGGCCAAAUUUUAAGCCACUUGGUGAUGUUGGACGGCUUCUUAUGUCACGUUUCUAUUCGAUUUAUCGUGGACUGAAUCACCGAAAGGCAAAAAUCAAAGAAGAAGUUGAAUUUUGGAAGAAUGGUUACAACAAAAGAUACGUCCUUUUGGUUGAAGCUGAUACGCAUUCCAGUUUAACCUUGCACAUCAAAAAUGAAGAUGGCUACUACAGUCGAAGAAACUGUUCAACUAGGCCUAUUGUUAUUCCACCUUAUAUUCAACCGCAUUUAUAUGGACAACUAGUACAGACGAAUCAAGGAAUAGUAGCACUUCAAAAUUUUGCUGAUUUGCCAGGUUUGGUGGACUGUAUAAACAAAUCAAAAAUGAACGAUGAGAAUGACUGUCUUGAACUGAAAUCAGCUUUGUGGGCAUUAGGGCAUGCUUCGACGCAUUCGAAUGGAAUCGAAAUGUUUUUAGAAUCUUUCCCAAGAAUAUAUGAAAAAAUUAUAUACUUGGCAACGAAGGCGGAAGUUUAUUCGAUUCGAGCGACUGCUUUUAAUGUACUUGGAUUAAUUGGAAGUACUACUGCUGGAGCAAAUUGUUUGUUCAAAUUAAAUUGGCUGUGCGUACGACAUGAUCGAAAUACAAUUUGGCCUGUUUACCAACCCGAAGACUGGAUUUCAAAUAAUUUUACACCUGUGCGGCAUCCGUGUGAAGACGUACCUUCGUAUAAUUAUCCAAGUUUAGAUGAUCAAAUUGAAGGAUCAUAUUACACAAGAAGUGAUUGGAAUUUGUUGCUGGCUGAUGACACAACCACAACAGGCGAAAGCAAAGGCGAUAGCAAAGACGAGAUUGUUGGAUGCGUUACACAAUCAAAAACUAUGACUGAUCCAGCUUUCACUCGGCCUGGAAAACACACAAGAUCAUUGUCUGAAUCAAAGACUACAGAUGUAAUAAGCAUCAUAGCUGGGACACAUUUACAUCAUCAUAGGGUACGUCGUAACUCUUGUACUGACUCGAAUACCUCUGGAGUAAGCAGCUGUGAAUCGGUACCAGCUCGAACUACUGUUGGAGAUUUUCAACAAAUACAACUAAGUCCGAUUCCUUCGAUGUCCAAUCUCGCUGAUAUCCCGUCCAGACUCGCUCUUCCUCUCCGACGGACGUCACUAAUUGGCACAACAUACUUACCAACACCAAUAAGCCAUUUGGAUUUUGAGGGCUAUGCGAAACUAAGAACCCUUCGACGGCAUUGUCGACCUGUUCUAUCCGAAUCUGCAGCCGACGAAAUAGCUGAAAUCAUUGAUCGCAAUGAAAUAUAUGCAACUUUUCGUCAAAAAAAGUCUUCGAUAAGUGAUUUGCAUCGUAAGAUGAAAGUACGAAGUCUGGAUCGUCAUACUUCUCUUAACGUGUAUUCGCAAUUCACUGUUGAAGAUCUCCAAGUUCCUCUACCAACACUGGCAGCACCAAAGUUCCUGUUACAAAACGACUCAAAAGGCCCCUGCUACUCAGGAAUUUGCCUUCCAAAACAUAUUCUUGAUCUAUUUCCUACGCGUAACAUGACUACCACAUACGUUUCGCGAGACAUUCAAGACCACGAUUUAGUUGAUGCCAAUCUUAUGGGCGUUAAACAACAAUUUUUCAAUGACUCUAUAAACGAGUGCGACCAAAGUUCUGUCAUAAGCAAUUUUUCAGACGUUUCUUCUGUGAGUAAACGUUCAAAAUGGAUUGGCAAACAUAAUCGCAGCAAUUGUUUGCGUUGCUCUCGGACGAACAACAAUAAACCAAAUAAAUGCAGCGAUACAUGUAUAUUUAAUAAGAAGUUGAAAUCCUAUCCGAGUUCCUCGAUUCAACUGUCAGAAAUAUCAUUCAACUCACCCGAAAGCAUUCACAGCGAAGAUAGUAUGCCCGAUCAUCUUACCACAGUGAUUUUGUAUAAUGUCAUGCGCUUGGCUAAUCCAGUGAGUAGUAAGCAAUCGAAAUUCGCCUUGCUCGAGUUGAAGCAAAAGCAGCCGGAAUCCUUCCAGGAUAUUUGUUUGUAUUCGGAAGUGUGUAAAUUCCUAGGACGAAGUACUUAUCGCAUGAAUGCUCGGCGCUUUCUUCAAGAGCUCUUUUUAGACUUGAAUUUUGAAAGUUUCAACGUUGAACCGAGUGAGAUCAUAGCUCGAAAGUUGAAGGAGUGUCCGCCUAAACCUUUGCGGCAAAUAUCCGAACCAAAUGAAGAGACCUCCCCAUCUGAAACAGAAACCCCACCACAACAGCAACAGUCUGCGAGUGUUACACCCACCUCUCAGACACCACCUGUGAUUCCAAAUUCCGGCUGGUUUCCAGCCUACAAGUCAAACAUAAAAUCCCCACCCCUUGAAAGCGUUUACGAGACCAGCUGUGAGAAUUUAAUCGAACCGCUAAGCUCAAAACUAUCGCCGUCGGACAACAAAUCAUCCUCAACAACCAUCAUAUCAAUGAACCCUUCCGACAGCCGAACUACGAUAAACACCACAUUACAGUUAAAUAACGAUCACGACGCCGACAACAGUAAAACUAAUAAUAUUUAUGAAUCUAGUUUAAGUCCGGGAGUGCUUAAAAAUAAUUUUUUAAGCAAUUCCAAAAACAACACUGCCAGCAAUAAUAAAAUAAACGAAAACAAUUGCAACUGUAUCCUAAACAAGCAGCCUGCAGUUGUUAUCGAAAACGAAAACAAAAAAUUCAGCAGAGGUCGCUUUUAUACACUCGAACUGGAUUUGAGUUGUACAAAAAAUAAGUUUCCUAUAACCGAUCGAAGAAAAAAAGAGGCUUACUCGCCUACAGCGACAGCAACAACUACAACGACAACCGACCCACAGUUUAAUUCUGUGACAAUUGGCCAAAGUCAUAGUCAAAGUCAACCAUCUUCUACAGCCACUACACCCAUAACAAGCUCAAACACAACAAACACCUCGACUGCAGUGAGUUAUAUCGGUCAAUUCACUUUUACAAAAAGUCUGGCCGCUUCACUCUCUAAGCCCAUUGGCAGUCUGUACUGUGAAAAGCGGAUACAAUCUUCCAAAUCCGAGGCGGUCCUUUCCAAGGCUAAGCAAACUUAAAUUUAAAGAGUCCAUUUUAAUAGACUUGUUUGUUUUUGACAGCAUCGAAAGGUGUCAAAUCUUUUAAUGCUUCUAACAAAUCCUCAAUAAAUAUGAAUGUAUAAAAAAUAUAUAUAAAUUAUUUUCCCAUUUUUCUGUAUAUUCAACUAUACCACCGCAAGAGUUUAUUGCAGUUUUAAAUUCAAAUUCAAAUUUAAAUUCACAUCAUGAACAAUUCCAUUUCAUAAGCAACAACAAAAACAAAAACGUCGUCGUUGUCGUUUACAAAAAUAAAAAAUAAAAUAAAUAAAGAAAAAAAAACAACAACAAUUAAAGCAAAAAGUAAUAAUUAAAUUUUAAGAGAAAAAUUAAAUUAAAAAUACAAUAUAAAAUAUAAAAUAAAAUUCCAUUAAUUGUAGCUACAUUAAAUUUUAUAUUUAUAUUAUGUGCAUUGUAAUAUUAUUAUUUGCAGAAAAGAUAAUAGAAUUAUUGUAAUUAUUUUUAUUAUCAGUAAAUCAGUCCAUUAUUUUCAUAAAAUAUUUACCGGAAUAGUUUUAUCUUCACUCACAUACACAUUUUUCGAUAUACAUAUAAGUCAUUUAUUUAGUGACCAGAAUGCUGUUCUAUUAUUAUUUAAAUAUUUUGUUUCCUUUUUUAAUUUAACGGCUUGAUUUUUAGUUGUUUAUUUAAUUUUUUUUUCAUAAUAUUUUUUUAUUUAAAAACUGUAUAGUUAUUUGUUUGCUAGAAUUAAAAAAAAUUUGAGAUGAUAAGAUUAUAUAUUGUA
Eupeodes corollae is the source of this 6618-nucleotide messenger RNA. RefSeq names its product rapamycin-insensitive companion of mTOR (gene rictor). NCBI's taxonomy places the organism in Eukaryota, Metazoa, Arthropoda, Insecta, Diptera, Syrphidae. The transcript is spliced from 20 exons. The record is from RefSeq and is a predicted model, not a curated record. Bases 300 to 5855 code for a protein of 1851 amino acids. Gene Ontology annotation, cellular component: TORC2 complex. Gene Ontology annotation, molecular function: protein serine/threonine kinase activator activity. Gene Ontology annotation, biological process: TORC2 signaling; positive regulation of phosphatidylinositol 3-kinase/protein kinase B signal transduction.